Molecule: messenger RNA, 2337 nt
Organism: Cyprinus carpio (common carp)
Lineage: Eukaryota; Metazoa; Chordata; Actinopteri; Cypriniformes; Cyprinidae
Product: chondrolectin
Biological process (GO): positive regulation of axonogenesis
Cellular component (GO): cytoplasm
Source: RefSeq, a predicted model, not a curated record
AGGGUGUUUUCGCCUCAGCCAUUGACCCAAUCACGCUUAAAUAAUUUUAUACACUAAAACUGUGUUUGUGAUCUGCUCCGUCAUCCACCUUAUAACUGGAGAACACGGGUCGAGCCUGAGACGUGUGUUGCACCUAAUAAAGGAGGUGAUGAACAUCUGCGCCCUGCUCGAUUACCUGCAGUACAGCCCAGCCAGCCACGCGCGGGAAGCAUCACUUAAGUGGAGCAGCCGCGCACUCGCGAGUGGAGGCGGGUGUCACUCUCUCUCUCCAGAACAGCUGGUGGAAAUCAUGUCUUUGAACACUAUGAAGAAGAGACUCUUUGAAUAAACGUUAAAAAAGCCCCCUGACUGGAACAAGUCUGUUUGAAGUUCACUCCAUUAUCUACUCGAGUGAAACACGCGAGGAUGCGCGCGGCAGUCGGAAUCCUUUGUGCUUUGACUGUCCUGGUCUCGUGCAGCCAUGGCGCGAGAGUUGUGAGUGGUCAGACAGUGUGUCAGGGCAAUCCUGAGGAGCCGUGCUAUAAGAUCGCUUACUUCAGGGACGUUUCGAGUCGUGUUGCAUUCUGGGAGGCUCAGGAUUUGUGUGAAAUGGACGGCGGUUCGUUGCUGAGCAUUGAGAACACAGCAGAGCAGAAGCACAUCGAACAUCUUCUGCGGGAACUCAGCAUCUCCACUUCCAACGGUGCUUCCAGCGGGUUGGGCAUCACAGACGGAGACUUCUGGAUCGGGUUGACACGUGUGGAGGACGAGACAGCACAGGAACCGGGCAGCUUUGCCUCGUGUCCCAACCUUUACAGGUGGACAGAUGGAAGUGUCUCACAGUUUAGAAACUGGUAUGCUGAUGAACCAUCCUGUGGAGGAGAAGCUUGCGUGGUCAUGUAUCACCAGCCUACAGCUCUCGCUGGGCCUGGUGGGCUGUAUCUUUACCAGUGGAACGAUGACAGGUGCAAUAUGAAGCAUAAUUUCAUCUGCAAGUAUGAACCAGAAAGCUACCUGGUAAAAGUGCAGAGCGACACGCCUGAAGGGCCUGAUGUUGAUCUUUCCUCAGAAGAACAAGAGGAGAGGAGAACAUCUCCUGUCGACCAGGAUGAGAACCCCCGACUUAUUAUGCCAGGGCACUCAAGUAUGCUGCUAAUCUACGUGAUUAUCCCUACCAUCCCUCUCCUCUUGCUGAUCCUGGUGGCUUCAGGAACGUGCUGUUUCCAGAUGUUGAGCAAGAGUAAACCACGGACCAAAACGAAUGUUAAUCAAUCAACUCUCUGGAUCUCCAAGACGCCAAAGAUAGAAAGUGGCAUGGAGGUUUAAAGAAUCAUCUGUACGAUUCAAACAGCUCCCUUUUUCUGGCUUUGUCAUCUAUGUUGCUUGAUCAGCAACAUGUUAGCCCGGUGUUUAGUUUAGUGUGUGAUUUAUUAAUACUAGCUAAAAUGUGCAGCACCGGCAGAGCAGUUACACACACGCAUUUCUGUACAUAUGUUGUGCUCUCACAAAUUGCUAAAGUCUGUGAGUUUUCCGUUCACUCGCAUGACCCUCGUCUCCAUUUCAUGUUUCUUGUCAGAAAGUCUGACCUGAAGGUACUGAGGGCUGCUUAGGGAGGGUGAGUCCUAAUUGGCACCAAACAAAGUGAGCAAUUAAAUUACUGUAAUUAAAGCAAAUACAAGUGGGAACCACAUAAAAAGAGGAAUUAAGAGUUCCUUCUGACAGCGAAUAGGGUCACACAAACUAAAUCUAGUGACACAGUAAAGAAAUUAAACACUAAAAGAGCAUAAAAAGAUGGCCUCAAAAGGUUUUUGGAGAAUUAGAGUAAUUUAUGUCUCAUUCAAUAAAUGAGAGGCCUAUUUAAUCUCAAACAUUUCUCAUGCAUUGCCAAUGAUGGUUCACAAUUGAUUAUUUAACAGCAUAGGAUUUCUUUUUAAACAUAUGCGAUUGUUCUUUAAAUGAACACAAUCAUUGGCUAAUAUAGUGACUGUUAUGAGGAUGUUGUCAUAAAGAAAAAAGAUGAAUUCGUAAAAAAUGUACAUAUUUGUUUUUGUAUGAUGUGACUGCGAAGCUGCUGCCACUGUUACAUAUGCAGUUUUUUGCAUGUGAAUAUUUUAUCAUCUCAUUUUACAGUACUGCAUAUAGAAAAUAUCAAUGCUAAAAAGUAUUAAACUGGUUUGCAUCAUAUUGUAUCAGAUACCGAAAUUAGUCAGUUAGACGUCUGGUUGUACAGGAAGAUGUGUUUCUGUGAGGGUGGGUAAUAUUGUGUGUUUGGAUUUAAAAUGUGCUGUUAAUACUUUUUUAUAUUUUUGAGACAGGAAUUAGACGUGUACAGAUGGAUUAAAAAUAUUUAAUUGUGAA